Adineta steineri is the source of this 483-nucleotide messenger RNA. NCBI's taxonomy places the organism in Eukaryota, Metazoa, Rotifera, Eurotatoria, Adinetida, Adinetidae. The record is from the annotation of a GenBank genome assembly.
AUGGCUAGUGAAGAUAUAUCUUCAAGUCCAGUGAUAUUAAGUAAACGUAUAAAAUCACAUAAACAUCGAACUAACAAUCCAAGUCAGUCUGUCGAUAAAAGUUUGAGUGAUGAUUUUCGUAUAAGUAGACCAUUAACGGCAAGAAAUCGAUCAUUAUCUAAAUCACCAAAAAUUCCUCCAAAAACUGAAUUCGUUCAAUUUAAACGUUGUCAGUCUCAACCAAGAGAUGUUUUACCUCCGUCUUUGAAAUUGGAGCGGCAAUCAACAAAUAUGACUUAUCAACCACGUUUGCCAACAUUUCAUACAGUAGCACAUGAGCAAGAACAAAAACGAACAUCUGAUUUUCGUCGAAGACAGAUUUAUGCAUUAAAUCAUUUAAUGCGUAAUUUAGAACAAGAAAAAUUCCGUCAGUUUUGUGAAUUAAAUAAACUAGGUACGAAAUAUAAUAAUAAUGAUGAUACAAACAAAGAAAUUUUGACAUGA